This is a messenger RNA of Ctenopharyngodon idella (grass carp), 1905 nucleotides long. RefSeq names its product aldolase b, fructose-bisphosphate (gene aldob). The transcript has 9 exons. Gene Ontology annotation, biological process: fructose 1,6-bisphosphate metabolic process; glycolytic process. The coding region runs from base 160 to 1254 and encodes 364 amino acids. The record is from RefSeq and is a predicted model, not a curated record. NCBI's taxonomy places the organism in Eukaryota, Metazoa, Chordata, Actinopteri, Cypriniformes, Xenocyprididae. Gene Ontology annotation, molecular function: fructose-1-phosphate aldolase activity; fructose-bisphosphate aldolase activity. Gene Ontology annotation, cellular component: cytosol.
UUCGCAUCACUUUUGUCCAGCCUCUGCGCUCGGCUCAAAUAAAUACCGACUUGUUCGAAUCGCUCGGUCCCGAUUCAUUAAAACCCAUCUGCGUCAGUGAGGAGAGGCCACUUCAUCUAUCCUUCAUACAUAGCGCUACUCACCUGCAGACCAAUCAACAUGACACAUCAGUUUCCAGCUCUCUCUACAGAGCAGAAGAAGGAGCUUUCCACAAUUGCCCAGAGUAUUGUGGCAACUGGAAAAGGCAUCUUGGCUGCAGAUGAGUCCACAGGCACCAUGGCAAAUCGUUUUCAGAAGAUAAAUGUGGAGAACACCGAAGAGAACCGUCGUAGCUUUCGUGACCUCCUCUUCUCUGUAGACAAUUCUAUCUCUGAAAGUAUUGGCGGUGUCAUCUUUUUCCACGAAACACUGUACCAGAAAUCAGACAAAGGAGUUCUUUUUCCAAAAGUCGUCAAGGACAAGGGCAUCGUAGUUGGUAUCAAGGUGGACAAAGGCACAGCAGGCCUGGGCGGUACAAAUGGAGAGACAACCACACAAGGAUUGGAUGGUCUUUCUGAACGCUGUGCCCAGUACAAGAAGGAUGGUUGUGACUUUGCUAAGUGGCGUUGUGUACUCAAAAUUUCUGACGGCUGCCCCUCUGCUCUUGCAAUUGCUGAAAACGCUAACGUUCUUGCCAGAUAUGCCAGCAUUUGCCAACAGAAUGGCUUGGUUCCCAUUGUAGAGCCAGAGAUCCUCCCAGACGGAGAUCAUGAUCUGCAACGGUGCCAGUACGCCACUGAGAAGGUCCUGGCGGCUGUGUACAAGGCUCUCUCUGACCACCAUGUUUAUCUGGAGGGAACUCUGCUGAAACCAAACAUGGUCACUGCUGGACACUCCUGCACCAAGAAGUACACCCCUCAGGAGGUUGCCAUGGCAACAGUUACUGCUCUCAGACGCACUGUGCCAGCUGCUGUACCAGGCAUCUGCUUCCUCUCUGGUGGUCAAAGUGAGGAGGAGGCCUCUCUGAAUCUGAAUGCCAUGAACCAGCUUCCCCUGCACAGACCCUGGAAGGUGAGCUUCUCUUAUGGCCGUGCUCUCCAGGCCUCGGCUCUUGCCGCAUGGAAGGGACAAGCAGCGAACAAGAAGGCUGCACAGGAUGCCUUUGUCACACGUGCCAAGAUCAAUAGUCUUGCAUCAAAAGGCGAAUACAAACCCUCAGGCAAGGCUGACCAAGCAUCUAAACAGUCCCUCUUUACCGCCAGCUAUGCCUACUAAACUCAAUAACAAACAACAGCAACUUGUUCUGGACAAAACAAAAUUUACAUGCAAACAUACCAAAAGAUAUUGAAGAUGAUCUGACAACUAGGGGUUGCACAGACUAGUCGACUUUAAUGCUCUGCCAUAACACUUUAAGCUUGACGUUGACUUGACACUGAUCAUGGCCUAUAGAGGGUGCAACAGGAACAGGACCUUUGAAGUCCACUUCAAACACACAUUCAUAUAAAUGUAAUUUUUACGGUGCUACUUUAUCUGUAUCUGAUUUAGAACGAGCAGAAAUCUGUGAGAAAUAUAACAACCCAAAAACGGAUAAAAAUAAGCUGUUAUGUAGGAGCAAUAGCCUUGUGGGUAGCACUGUGUCAUGCCAUAACUGUACACAAGGCAACCCACGUUUCGAGUCAGACCCAUCCUUCUACUCGAGGUUCAGGCUUAUUUGUUCAUUAAUUACAUCAUCAGUGACUAGUCGACAUCGACCUAAAAACAUCUGAAGUUGUUCAACCCCCUGCUGACAACACAUUAAUGCGUACACUUGUUAAUUGUACUAAAAAGAAUGUUCAACCUAAAAUGACCCAAAAACAGACCGUGGAUUAGUUUCAUUUUUAAUUCAUGUCACUAAUGCUUUUCAUUUUGAAUAAAUGAUACACUUUA